GAUUCAACCCUAAUAGAGGAUAUCUCCCUUUGAUUCCCAUGUGCCCUACUUCUGUUCCAAUUAGCAAUAAUAUCUCGGUUUCGGGUGUGCUUUUUUUUUAUCCACCCUGUACAUGUAAUUUAAAACCAAUGUCCCCAUCUACCCAUGCAAGAAAGAUGACUCUAUGAUUUUGUAAUAUUAAUAGCGCUAUUUAGUAAUGUUUCAAUGUAUAUAAAUCACGUUUGCUGCCCAGUAUUCAAACUCAUAAGAAAGUAUUAUGCGGUUUUAAGUGCCAUUGCUAGCUAACGGUACUAAUUUCAGAAUGAUAUAUAUAAUUGUAUUAAUUAACCAGUCAAAGAAUUUUGUCAAUCUAAGUCUUUGUCUAUAGAUUUAAUUAAAGUCACUCUAGACUAUAGGACAGCGACUCGAAUGAGUCUAGGCUAGUCAAAGAUUAAGGUCAAGAAGGUUGAAGUCCAGUCAGUCAUAAAGUGAGUCGAGGCGAGGGGAGUGCAUGCUAUAGCGUCGCUGUUCGCAGCACCCCACAUGCCUGUGAUGAUUCUUCGAACACCCAACAGGUUCGAGAGUUUAAACACAUAGAAAUUAUUAUAGAUGAUCAAAUAUGGAUAUUCUCAACUAUUUACCAGACCAUAAUCGUAUUUGCGUUUCUAUACAUGUACUAAUUAUUGAUUUCGUAUUGCGUAUAUACAUGUAAAGUUAGAAAUAAAGUAAAGUAAUCCUAAAACAAAAUAUAUUGGUCGUGGUAAUUUAGCCAAAGUUCGAAGGAAUUCAAAUCUAAUUUGAACGAUAUGUCUACACACGUACGUCCGAUGUCCUGCGUCAUUCGAUGCCAUUAUCGCAUACUUGGUAGGCAUAUCUGAUGAAAAUGGACCUUAAUACUCAAAUUCGAUUGUAGUGUACAAAUAAUUGAACUUUUGUGAUAUCUCCCACGAGUGUACAAAGUUGAAAUUCAUAACGCAUACAAUUAGGUCUUUACCAUGGUAACAGUGACGUCUGUAAAAGUAUCCGCCAAUCGGAUGCGACGAAAACACGUCAUGUUUAUUUUUUGGGGUCACGCGCACGAGAUGCCUAUAAAACCGGCAGAGGGCUUGAAAUUCUUUCACUUGAACUUGGCGAGCGGCUGCGGGGCUAUACUCGUGAUUUGUUUCUCCUGUAGAUUGUGAUUUUCCUAGUUCUGAAGUAGAAAAACGAAGACGAAGCAAACAAGAUGGCGAUAAUGCACACAUGUUGCUGCUGUAACGUCAGAGUAGGUUCAAUAGUGGUUGCCGUAUACACAGUGAUAGUGUCGGCAGCCGCCCUUAUCCAGAGCGCAAAGUCUUGGGCAGGGGAAGACAGUAUCGGCACAACUCCGUCUGUCACUUUGACAGCUACGUGGGGAGCCUCGAUCGGAGUCAAUUCAUUGCUGCUUAUUGCAGCGGCUUGCCUCAUCCUUGGUAUUUUUAAGGAUGCAAAGGCACUGUUGGUACCGUACAUGGUCGUCCAAAGCCUGUACAUGCUCAUCUACGUGGUGCUGGAAAUUGCCAUCAUUGUUGUCUUGGUGAAUGGAAACUACAUCUAUUUCAAUUUCCUUAACCUUGACGCAGGAAGUUUCAGCGACCUCGAUUUUGCAAUAGUCAAGGACGUCUUGAUCGGCCUUGCAGUUGGAGUCCCAAUCGUUUUGGGAAUAGAUCUUCUGUGUCUUCUCUGUGUCAUCUCACAAUACCAGGAACUUAGAGAUGGGUGUGGCCGAAGGGGUCAUUCCGCACCUGUAGUUGUCAUCCAACAACCUGGCUACAGCACCGGUUUUGCCCCUGCAACUUACGACCCCAGGCCGGCCCCACAACAACAGUACUACAGCAAGUGCUAAGCAGCAAGGGAACAAACUGUACCCGCGAAACAUCGCACGAAAUACAUCGAUCCACUAAAGCCCCGCCCAUUGAUGUGUUGACCAAUUCACAGCCGUGAUUACCGACAUGCGCGCGUGCGCGUAUGACGCGCGCAUCUGGAACAUGCGUAGUUGUCCACGUACGUGCGCAGUGGGCGGGACCUAUAAUGGAUCCGUCUAUUGAAAAAAAAAGUUGACUUGUCUAGAAACAUUAAUGUAUUUCAUUUUGGUGUCUGAAUGGAAUCAAUCGGGGCUUUUUUUGCUGUACAGGAAUCUCGCGAAAUAGUGGGACCUAGAAAGAAAAAAAAAAAAAAAAACCACCGAAGAGAAAAUCAGCUGUAAAAAAAAGUGAAAGGAAUGUUAGCCGACCUAAAGUCAGUUAAAGAUUAUCAGAAGCUUCUUUAUUGCUAAAAGUCUCACACAUGUUCGGGUUGCGCAAAAUAGUCCCUAUUCAAGACCGUCUGCCUUGAAGAGACCUGCACUUAUAUAGCUAGGCAUUUUGUAUGUUUACAUUCUCAAGAAGCAGAUCAUGUGAAAGGAUUCAUUUUGUUGACUUGCCUAAUAUUACUGAUAACUUUCGUAAAUGCAUAAAUGAACCUGCCGGGUUAUGCACAAGAUAAUUAGAAUACCAUGUUUUGUAACAAACACCAGAAAUAUUGUAAAUACUUUCAUAAUCGUUCAAUUCCUGUAUAAUAUUGUAAAAGCUGGAUGUAGAAUUAUUGAACAUGUUUUGGUAUUACUAUAAGAAUUGAAAAGAAAUUCAGAAUGUGUAUAUUUUUUUGUCAUCCAUGGAGUCUGUACGUUCUUAUUAGUGGAGAUAAACGAUCAGAAUAAACGCUCUCGUGACUGUUCAAUUAUCACACAACAUUGAUUAGACUUGUAUAUUAAGUUACACUGUAAUUUUUUUAUGAGGCCGACUUGAGACGAUGUGAAUUUGUUAACGUUUUACACUUGAACUAUAUCACUUUACCUUCCCCUAUGAUUUGGUUUGAAAUAUGAUUAAACUUUGCAGAAGACUUAAAGUAUUUGUCAAUUUGUAGAGUUUUUCAAAGCUUACGUUGAAAACAACAAUUUUAUCGCUAAAAUAUUAUCCAAUAUGCUAGACCUCUCUUGACCUUUUGCCCGUUGAGGGCGGGUCUCUGUUCCACUCCGAAAGCAGGAGUGGAACAAGGAGUACACACAUUGUGCGUUCAUUAAUGUCACAAAAUUUAAAUGACAACAGAUGCCCUAAUAGAAGGCGCAUCGUACAAGGGCUCUGUGAUGUUUCAAGUGCAAACAGUGUAUUAUAACUCCAAAGAAUGUAUUAAAAGAGAAAUUUGUGAAUCUUA
Patiria miniata (bat star) is the source of this 3189-nucleotide messenger RNA. Its product is annotated as lysosomal-associated transmembrane protein 5-like. The transcript is spliced from 7 exons. The record is from RefSeq and is a predicted model, not a curated record. Lineage: Eukaryota; Metazoa; Echinodermata; Asteroidea; Valvatida; Asterinidae. The coding region runs from base 1205 to 1843 and encodes 212 amino acids.